GUACAUGCACCGCAACCUCCCAUGAACACAAUCAAUCUCACUCCAAAAGAAAAUAUAACCUAUAAUCUAUCAAACUCCAUAUUCCAUGUCCGAACUCCAUAUUCAACGGAAAUAGAUCAUAAUUAAUUUUGUUAAAAUCACUUGAAAAGUUUGAUUUGCAUCACUAAAAUUGAUAGUAGAAAGAACUGAAGCUUCUCCAUUUGAAUCUAUUUAGGUGGAGACUUUAAUGUACACCUAAACAAGGACGAUGUUAAAUCUCGUAAGCUACAUAAUGUUUUGAGGAUGUCCAACUUGUUCUGGACUAGCCUGGCACCGACAAGAGGCUUGAAUUGCCUUGACAACCUUGACUAAUGACAACCCCAGUGCAUAUAGUGUGCUCAUUGUGGACCCAGCUGUAGCUGAUAAUUGUGCAGUACUUGUUGAUGUGGAACAGCGCGUGAAGGAGGACGUUAUUAUUGGAGAAUGUUGAAACCGGUACACUCAUAAGUCAUUUAAAGCUUAUCAGAAAUUGAAAUGAGCUCUAAAUCCCCAGAAACUAGAAAACAUCAAAAACGGAAAACUCAUAAAACUUUCGUUUGCACUCAGUGUGAUUUUAAGAGUUCUUUGUAUUCGCAUCUCAAAGCUCAUCAAAAAUCACAUUCACGUGAAAAUACAUCAAAGUGUCCGUUUUGUUUCUGUAAAUGCCAAGAAUUAUCUGGAGUAAAUAGACAUAAAAGUGUACAUCCUGGAAAAACUCUUUUGUUGUACAGGUGUGUUUAGUUCAAGUUUGAUUUCCAAAUCAAAUUGAAUGAAGGUACAGCCACUCUAAAAUCUGAUUGAACUGAAUCAAGUUUCACUGGUUGAAGUGAAUAGUUUACAGUUGGAAGUCUGUUUGUGUUUCUAUAAUCCGAAAUGGAUGAAUUGGAUUCAAAUUUGGAGGAUUUUAAAAGCCAAUUGUCUGAAUUGACUUUUGAGCAGCUGAUUGAACUGAAGCAGAAGGUCGGUGCCAAGGUCUAUAAUGAAGGCAUCAAACCUAAAACCACUAAUGAUGUUCAGUUCAAUAGAGCCAAUAAAAAUAGGCCAAGAGAAAUGUCGUCGAAAAUUCGACCUCCUCGAUUCGUAGCGCCUGCCUUGGCGGCGCCUCCGACCGUCAAGGAAAAGAAAGACAAAAUAGUUUCCAGAGAUCCUCGAUUUGAAGAUGCUUGUGGUGUAUAUGAUGAGAAGAAAUUCAAAACAAACUACAAGUUUCUGGAUAAGAUUCGUCGAAAAGAGAGAAAAGUCCUUCAAAAAGAAAUGAUUGAAACAACAGAUCCAGAAAGAAAAAGUGAAAUCAAAAUUCUUCUACAAAGGAUGGACAACAAAGAAAGAGAAGAGAAGAAGAAGAAGCUCAAAGAGUCUAAAGAGAGAGAAGAAAAAGAAUUGCGAAAACAAGCGGUCAAAGACGGAAAGAAGCCGUUCUAUUGUAAAAAAUCUGAGAAACGUCUUCUGGAAUUGGUUGAUAAUUAUGAACAGCUGAAGAGUUCUGGCAAGUUGAACAAGCAUUUGGAACGCAGGAUGAAGAAGAACAACCACAAAGAAAGGAAAAAGUUUCUCCAAACGAAAUGAUCUUGUUAUUUAGUAAGUUUGAAUUUCAAGUUGAAUGAUCGAAAGACUGGGUUUUUUCAUUCAUUGGAGUUUCAAUUUCACUUUUCAUUUACAAAUGUAUAUCGUACGUUUACUUGUGAACAACAAAUAAUGUAAUCAGGAAUUACAGAUUUCAUUAUAGAAAAA
This is a messenger RNA of Nilaparvata lugens (brown planthopper), 1749 nucleotides long. RefSeq names its product ribosomal RNA processing protein 36 homolog. Gene Ontology annotation, biological process: maturation of SSU-rRNA from tricistronic rRNA transcript (SSU-rRNA, 5.8S rRNA, LSU-rRNA). The coding region runs from base 892 to 1584 and encodes 230 amino acids. The transcript is spliced from 8 exons. Lineage: Eukaryota; Metazoa; Arthropoda; Insecta; Hemiptera; Delphacidae. The record is from RefSeq and is a predicted model, not a curated record. Gene Ontology annotation, cellular component: 90S preribosome; nucleolus.